AUGUUGAAAAUUAUGGAUUAUAAACAUAUGAAAUUUUGCUUUUUGUUUAUAUUAAUUUGGAUAAUUGGCAAUAAUUGCUUUCCAAAUGAUUGUAUGGCUAUAAAAGAUCGUGGAUAUCGUUGUGAAAAUGAUACAGAAUCAAAAAUUAUGUUCUAUUUUGAUAAUGAAACAGAACAGUGCUUACCAUUUUUAUACGAAGGUUGUGGUGGCAAUGAAAAUCGUUUUUCAAAUAUUGAAACGUGUAGAAUAAAUUGUAUUCCACAAGAUUAUGGAUGGUGCGCAAUGAAAGGAAAAGCUUAUGAGGAUAAUGAGAGUAGUACGGUGAUCUGUUCUGGGCCAAGUUCCGAUCAAUGUCCUGAGAAAUACAUUUGCAGACAUCUGGCAUUCUUUGGAAUUUGUUGUCCAAAAAAAACUGAAGAAAUGUUUGCAAAAAAUUUCAAUCCAUCGUGUACAAAUGGAAAUUUGGUGAAAUUUACAAGUACUGAUGAUAGUUUUAAUAUAACAUUACUUGGAAAGAGUUGCAGUGAUCAAUUCUGUCCAGAAAAUAGUAAUUGUUUUCAACAAGAAAUAUUUGCUUAUUGCUGUCAAUAA
This is a messenger RNA of Brugia malayi, 591 nucleotides long. RefSeq lists its product as uncharacterized. The transcript is spliced from 5 exons. NCBI's taxonomy places the organism in Eukaryota, Metazoa, Nematoda, Chromadorea, Rhabditida, Onchocercidae. Gene Ontology annotation, molecular function: serine-type endopeptidase inhibitor activity. The record is from RefSeq and is a predicted model, not a curated record. The coding region runs from base 1 to 591 and encodes 196 amino acids.